Seriola aureovittata is the source of this 6197-nucleotide messenger RNA. RefSeq names its product D site albumin promoter binding protein a (gene dbpa). Gene Ontology annotation, molecular function: DNA-binding transcription factor activity, RNA polymerase II-specific; RNA polymerase II cis-regulatory region sequence-specific DNA binding. Gene Ontology annotation, biological process: regulation of transcription by RNA polymerase II. Lineage: Eukaryota; Metazoa; Chordata; Actinopteri; Carangiformes; Carangidae. The record is from RefSeq and is a predicted model, not a curated record. The transcript is spliced from 5 exons. The coding region runs from base 837 to 1967 and encodes 376 amino acids. Gene Ontology annotation, cellular component: nucleus.
GACUGAGAGAGAGAGAAGGAGAAAGGGAGGGAGAGAGAGAGAGUGAGUGAGAGAGAGGGGGAGGAAAAUAAGAGCCAUCAGCCCCAUCUAUCUGACUCUCAUACUAUUGGAUAUUAUUAUUUUUUGGGGGGGGAUCUCUUUAUUUCCUUCAUCUUGUAUUUUUCGCUUGUUUGUUUUUGGCCAUCUUUUUCUACCUUGGAGACUUCUCCCACCGCCGCGACUCGACUCCGCUUCUACUGUUUACUGUACUGUUUCUAAUCCUCUCUCUCCACUCAUUGCAUUGGACUACAGACAUCCGCGUUUAUUUCUGUUUUCAUCUUCUAUUUGCUUUUUUGCCUUCCGGACUCAUAAUUCUUCGCGAGAUCAACCGACCAACCGACCGACGGACCGGCCGCCGUUAUAUCUCCACAAACUCAAAGGGGACCUCACUCCUGCGCCCUCGGGAUUGAAUUUGUCUUCCUGCAUGCGUCUGUUAGUGCGGAGCUGAGUUUGUUUAAAGGAAGAAAACGUGACAGCAACUCCAGAGGGCUCAGCCAGUUUGAGAGGAUGAAUUAGACUCGGUCGACAUGGUGCCAUUUUGGAGAUAAACCCCCCUCUUUUAUUUCGUUUCUUUACUCAUAUUUCUUCAUGGGACGGGCGGAGAAGCGGGAUAUCAGGUGGAGAUCUUGAGCGCACACAGGCGUCACCUGUCAGCACACCUUUUGACGGCGCGCCUGUCAAUUAGUGUCACUAAUUGGAUUAUUUUGAUCUUGAACUUACAGUCUGCAGGUUGCUCUACUCCACCUCCUCUCCCCCGUGCCUCCCCUCAUCUCCCCCCUCCUCUUCCCCUAGAAGUUAUGUCAAGGCCUCUCUCUCAGCUCUUACCGCCGGAUCUCCCUGCCGGGGCCACCAGCCCCCAGUUUGGGGCCAGCAACCCGGCUGGAAGUGGCCCUCAAAGUGGACACCUGACCUCCAUGACCAACCUGAAGUCCCUGCUCCAGCUGCCAAUCAAGACCGACCAGAGAGGAACCAAGGACUGCUGCGAGAUGAAAGACAAAGACAAGCCCUCAGACUCUGAUGAAGACUCAAUGGGUGUUAACACCGGAGGGCCUGGUGGGGUGGGAGGAGCCCCGGGCUCUGGCGCCCUGCGGCCCAACUCCCAGUCGGCCUUCCUGGGCCCUCUGCUGUGGGAGAGGACCUUGCCAUGUGAUGGAGGCCUGUUCCAGCUGCAGUACAUGGACCUGGAGGAGUUCUUGACCGAGAACGGGAUGGGGAUGCAUACCAACGGACCCAGCUCCACAAGCGCCCAGAUCCCCUCCCAGAGUUCCCAGUCGGCAGUCCCCAACCAGAGCUCCCAGUGCCCUCCCACCUCUCCUCCACCCUGCUCCUCCUCUUCCUCCUCCAUGUCCUCUUCAUCCUCCUCUUCCUCGCUGCUGGGACUUGAGACUGUUCAGCCACAGCCGCCACCACCACCUCAACAGCAGCAAAGCAUGAUGGGAGGACCUGAGUGUCUACAUGGUGGGCAGUCGGUGCCUCAGGACCCAUCACCUUCCUCUACCUGUCCUCCAGGACCCCCCGGGCCUCCGGCGGCCGCCAACAGCAGCAGCGAAAUUAUGGUGAAUUUCGACCCUGACCCAGCGGACCUGGCGCUGUCCAGCGUUCCCGGCCAGGAGGCGUUUGACCCGCGGCGGCACCGCUUCAGCGAGGAGGAGCUGAAACCUCAGCCGAUGAUCAAGAAGGCCCGCAAGAUGCUGGUCCCAGAUGAACAGAAGGACGAGAAGUACUGGAACCGGCGCGUCAAGAACAACGAGGCGGCGAAGCGCUCGAGGGACGCCCGGCGGCUGAAGGAGAACCAGAUCUCGGUGCGAGCUGCCUUCCUGGAGCGGGAGAACGCCGCCCUUCGCCAGGAAGUGGCCGACAUGAGGAAAGAGCUGGGCCGCUGCAGGAACAUCAUCAACAAGUACGAGAGCAGGCACGGAGACUUGUGAGGCGGAUGGAGGAGGAAGAGGAAGAAGAAGGCGAAAGAGGAAGGGGUGGGGAGGGGAAAGAGGUGAUGAGAAAAGGGUACAAGGCAACCCAACAACAGCGGCACUUUAGUUGAAGUGGCGAGGGGGGAAGGCUGGCGUAGAUCUGCAAUAAGCGGCAUGCGACACCGGGCGCAAACACAAAAAGUGUGUUCUAGUGUCCACUGUGCUUCAGGAUGUCACGACAGGAAAGCACAGCGACGCCAUUUUUAUUUCUACCGCCCCCCCCCCCCCCCCCCAGUUUGACUCUUUGUACAUGCUGCUUCGCUGAAUCCACACAACGUACUGUAUCACCACCUUGUGUCACUUCGGCAGCUUACGUCACCCUCGGUGCUGUGCUUACGCCCGGUGUCGCACGGCGUUUUUGCAGGUAGUGCGUCCUAGUGCUGCUCUGGCCAGUUCAAACAGGGUGUUGAAUUCACAUUAUGCCAGUGAAAUCUCACUUUUUAAGCUCAAGGCAUGGACACAAGCCAGGGGAGGUCAGAUGUGUAAUUUUUUUCUAUAAAUAGGACAAAAAAAAAACAUGUAUAUUUUUGAACUGGGCAGGAAGGCGAGACUAGUCCAGCAACGAGGGGGAGGAGGGGGAGGAGGAAGGGGAGGAGGAGCAGGAGCAGGGUUUUCGUCCAUAACGCAAAGAGAUUUUGACAUAGGAUUAUUGUAUAUUUUUCUAUUAGCAGAGAUAGUCAGGAGGAGGAUUUUGGAGAUAAUCUUUUGUAUAUUUUAUAUAUGGGGCGGGGAGGGGCUGUUAGCUGGACAGUCACGGGGCCACACGAAACGCUUUUCCUCCCAGCUGUUUAUCGCUAAACAACAAAUAAUCUAUUUUCGAUUUCACGGAGCAGGUUAGGCGGAGGUGGAGGCAUAACAGAGAAUGUAUCAUGGUUGAAUCAGGUAUUUCACACAGUGUGAGACGAGGCGAGGUAUCUUAGUAACGAUUGUUUUCGGUGUAGGGAGGGGGGGGCGGGUCGUUGGAGGAAGACGGUGAAACACAAAUUGUAUAGUUUUAAAGAAGUUUUUGUGUUCGUUUGUUUUCCUUUGUGGGCUCGUUCAAGCACUUGAUUUGUUUUAUCUUCUCUUUGUUUCCGUGUCUGAUUUUUUUUUUUUUCCGAAAUAAUCGCAGGGUUUUUAUUUUUGAAGAUGAAGGAGAAAAAGAGAGAGAAAAACAGGAAGUAAUUAGCCAUCAGAACAGCUGGAUGUGAGCAGAUGUUUGAGAAUAAAUAAGGUGGAGAAUUUCGCUGGCAGGUUUGCAUUCGGUUGGGUGAACGUGCACUGCUCACACGUACACACUCAGACACACAAACUGUUAAUAAUAACACAGCAUGGUUGCGGUCUUUCUCUCUCUGUUUACUCCUCAAUUUGUCCAGGAAGUGCAAAAAUGAAAUGCUAACUGGUUUAGGGUUGAUUUGCCCAGAUUGAACAGUGACUGAAACCCUCAGCAUGCAGACACACAACAAAACAAACACACACACAUGCACAGUCCUCACCCAGGUUUUAACCCUUAUCGUUGUUGUUGAUGUUGUUAUGGACUUCUAUGGUGCUGAUCUGAUCCGAUCCUUCACCUGACGCACACAAACACACACAAACCCAUAAUCACACACAUGGAAACACACAUAAUAAAACACUUCCACCAUCUCAAACACAGUACUGAACUGCCUAUACCCUUUCUUUGUCUUUAAUUCCUUCCUUUUAGUUUAUUUUUCUUUAUUUUGUUGCAUAUUGUAUUGAUAAAUCGUAUAUAGAUUUACACACAAACACUUGUCUAUACCUCUCCUUCAAACUUUACCCAAUGAGAAACGAGAAAUGCACCCUACUGCUACUGUACCAUACAACUGUACUAUUGAAUAUUAAACUAUUCUCUCACUAGAUAUAUAUGUGUAUAUGAUAUAUGCUUGAAUUAUGUGAUUAUAGUUGUAAUAUACAUAAUUGAAUAUAUUACAGAAAAACCCAUUGGAAUCAUUUUGUCAGUUUUUUCUCAGGUGUUUUUGUCUGAGGUAUUAAAUACACGUAUUAAAAAAAAAAAAAAAACACAAAAAAAGUCUUUGAUCCAAUCACAGAAUUUGUGGUUUGAUUUGUUUUGGGUUUUUUUUUGGGGGGGGGGGGGUUUAUUUUAUUUUCCUGUUACGAAGCUUUUCAGAGCCGUUAUGAUUCUCUUUUACCCCACUUUAUUACCAAAAUAGAAAACCGUCCGUUCGCUAAGCUCCACCCUCCUUAGUUACUGUUGCCAUGCUUUUCAAGCUGCACAUAGUAGGACUUUGUGGUUACUAUGGUAACAGGAAUUCAGAGUUUUUUUCUCCAACAUUUGGCCCUUGAUUUCAUACGGAUUUCGUAUGUUGUUGGCACAUUUUAUUAGCUGCUCCAUCGCUGUGUGCGAAAUGGUAAACCUAAACUUGUUCACUACUCCCUACUUGAUAACGCCUCAACAGUUUACGAUGUGAAAACCUCAUUCAAAAUCCCAUUGACAUUUGUAGCUAUGCUAACUAUGCUAUAACAGUGGAACAGUGUCAUGUGGCUCCGUUUGAAGUUUUUAAUGUUUUUAGCGGCACUUAAACACCAUUUCCCAUGAACCCAACAUUAGCAUGCUAAACGUCCCUGAGCGAGUCAGGGGGUUGGGUUAGCUCAGACAGAGACGACUGAGUGCUCUACAUUAUGCUCUACAUCUGAGAGAGUGUGCCGGUGACUGGUAUGGAUUUGGACAUAACCAGGUUACGCUUGCUCUUAAAUAUGCGUUUGAUGGCUAUGUUCAUGAUAUCAUGCAAAUCCAAUGCUGUGUAAUGAUGCUGAAAAGACUGAGGCAAACGGGAACUGUCACCGCCAGAUCUGAUCAGCUGUGGCUUGCUAGCUAAUUAAGCUCCCAUCAUCAUGGGAAAACACAGUCUCCGGCUGACACUCUAAUGUUUCCGGUGACUUGCUUUUAAACAAGGUCCCCUUUUACAAAAAGUAGACAUCCGCACCAGUUGAUGAUCCAGGUCGAUCUAAAUAAAUUACCUUGUUCUGUCAUUGCAGUUUAAAGCUAAUUAUCCUGAGUAUUUUACAAAAUGCCAUUCUUAGAGAAACAUAUGAGGUUAGAGAGGUUUUAUUUCUGCUACGUUACUUAUCAUUUAUUAAGAAAAUAUUAAGUAUUUUCAAACAAACCAUUUUGGCAUGCUAAUAUUAACAAUACUUUUAUGUCAUGUAAACACCCCACACUCUUUAAAUGAAUUUAUAACAUAAAUAAGUCGAGAAAUCCAACACUUGACAGACCACGUUACAUUUAACUAUGAGUGGGCAGUCACUGUUUGGGGGAGGGGUUUAGUGAACGGUUAAUUUAGCGCUAUUGUGUCUUUAUUUAGAGAUGUCAACUAAAUUUACAAGAUUAAGUCCUUGUUACCUGCUACACAGUGAUGGCUCCUGUUGUUGACACUCCUUUAAAACUCUUCUCGUGCAACAGCUUGUUUUUCUUCAGGGGAAGCUGUGAUUCGACUCUCACGUAAAUCCCGUUUUCAUUCCCAAAAACAACAUUUCCCACGAGCCUGUUAGCUGUUGGCACUAUCCACAGAAACUUACUGUACCUGAGCCCCAGGUGUAUUAUGGGAGCUGUAGUUCUAUCCUUGAUAAAUAUAUAUAUUUUUUCUUUCUUCUUGUCUUUUCUUUUUUGGGAAUAUGUUUAAACCCUGAUACACAGACACAGACUUUUGAAUUUAAAUCCACGGAAGAAAAGUCUCAGAGCUUCUCACGCUUCUAUGUUGUUGGAAGAAAGAAGCUGUGUGUGUUUUUCUUUUCUUUGUUUUUGAUAUCUGAGGUUUUGGGAUUUCUUCACAGACGUUUCAGAAACUUUUUGACAGUGCUAUUUUUCUAUGUAACUGUGUUGUUGAGCGUGUUACAACUUUUCCUGGAGGCCAUUUGAGGCCCACUCUUCACAUGGUGGCAGUGACAGUUUGCUGCUGUACGAUAAAAAACGGCAUUGCGGGUAAUAAUGACAACAAUAAUAACGAUGAUAACAAUAAUGUACACAGCCUUGUUAUUUCUCCUUCAACUUUGUGGAUUCUCAGCUAACUUCUCCUUGUUGUGACUGACUGUUAUGAACUACAAAUCCCAUGAGCGCAACACUCACCCCAACUCCUCACCAGUAUUGUGUGCUGUCCACAGAGAUGAUGGCAUAUGUGGUCUGGCUUUUUUUCCCCCUCCAAACAUCAAUAAAGGUUUAUCCUUACUCACAGA